AUGAAUGCAACAAAUACACUAUAUCAUCGUCCAUUAUAUCCACGUAUGGGUGUACAACAUAUACGCAAAGAAUUUAUUCAAGUGCAAACAACAUCAACCAAUGAACAAUCAACUACGGUUGUUAAAAAUUUGAAAAAAAAUCAUUUAUUUAUUAAUGAUGAUGAACAACAUCAUGAAAAGUUGAAAUUACAAGAGAAAAUAAAACUUCGUAAAAAUGGAGGACAUAUAUUAUUGAAUACAAUUAUGCCAACAACAAGAAAGCCGAUUAAAGCAAAACAUAGAUUAUUAGAUGAAAAUAUUACUGAAUUAAUUACCGAUAUGAGAAAUGAACAUAAUCCGUGUAAUCAUCAUUCAACUAUCAAUGAUGUCAGUUGUUUGCGAACGACCAACUGUGAAGUAAUAGAAUCAAAGAAUUUCGUAUGUACUAGACCAGUUACAUCAUCACCAACCGAUUCAUGUUCUUGUCAAAUUCAAAAAAAUCAUCAUCCUAAUUCAAAUAUACAAAGAAGACUUAGUGAAGAUUGUGUUUCAUUGACAAAAUCAUUAGGAAUAACAGAAUUAAAUUGGAAUAAUGAUAAACCAACACCUGCAAAACGAAAGAAUAUAGAAAAUGUCUGUCUUCCAUCGACAUUAGACCUACGAAAUCAUAACGAUCAAUUGUCAGUGCAUUCAUUGAAUCAAAUACCUAUCAGUGAUAAUACUACAUCAACUUGUACUUCCAACACCAAUUCUUGUUUAUUAUCACCAUUUACCACCAAUUUAAAAAAACAAAAUGUUCCUUCAAAAAAACAAGGCAGAUGGAGUAUUGAUAUAACUAAACGAUCAACACGACGUAGUAGUACUGGAAGUUUGAAAAUGAAACAAUUGGAUAUUGAACAAGAUGAAAAUAUCGAUCCAAAUAUAGGAGAUACAAUGCCAGAAUCAAAAUUAGGACGUUCUGAUAUAUUUAAAGAAAUAAGACGAUCUGCACGUCGAACAUUGAGUAGUUUGUAUAAUGUAUUAAGAUAUUCUAAUUCAAAUUUAACAACUGUCAUAAAUAAUUCAAAUAUUCAUGAUCAUCAACUAGAUACUAAUCCAGUUGAAUGUAAUGAGAGAUCUACUGAUUCAUCUUCAUCCAUUCUACCAGUUGAAUUCAAUGAUCCAGUGAAAGAAAGCAUUUCUAACAAUGUUCAUUCACAAGAUAAUGAUGAGAUUUGUUUACGAUAUGUAACAUUGUCCAGACCUGAUUUAGAUGAACCAUUCGGUUUAUUUGUAAUAAAAUCUGAACAAGGUUAUCGUAUUACACGUCUCUCUGAGCAUUUCAUUCAAAACAAUCCAACUGAUGAAAUUUGUAUUGGUGAUGAAAUUAUUCAAGUGAAUCAUAUCGAUUCUAUCCAAUUCACUAUAAAUGAAUUACAAGAAUUAUUUCAAAAAAGUCAAACCCUACAAUUGACCAUUAUUCAUCGAUAACAUGUUACUACUCUCAAUUUGAAGCAUUUCAUACAUGUCUCCUUCUACUUUGACCAUUCAAUAUGAAAAAGAAAGCAACAACAACAGGCAAUUGUACAUAGAUAGCAUUUGUUCAUUUUUUAAUUA
Molecule: messenger RNA, 1575 nt
Organism: Schistosoma turkestanicum
Lineage: Eukaryota; Metazoa; Platyhelminthes; Trematoda; Strigeidida; Schistosomatidae
Source: the annotation of a GenBank genome assembly